UCUGUGAUAAACACCCUACAUCUUCUGCAAUUUCCUGUUUCAUAGCCUAAUUAUUAUCGAGAUGGUGAGAACAAUCACCAGCUUUUUCCUCGUGGCCAUGAUGCUAAGACUGGCCAUGGCUGCUAAUUAUACUGUUGGUGGUCCAAAUGGUGGAUGGGAUGCAACCACAAACCUGCAAGCUUGGGCAGCAUCAAAUAAUUUCCUAGUCGGAGAUAACCUCAUCUUCCAGUAUGGACUCAUGCAUGAUGUGAUUGAAGUUUCAAAGGCAGGCUAUGACUCCUGCCAGACAACGAGCCCACUACAGUCAUAUAGUGGGGGCAAAACAGUCAUCCCUCUUUCUUCUCCUGGCAAGAGAUACUUCACCUGUGCAACACCAGGACAUUGUGCCGGAGGUAUGAAGCUUGAAAUAGACACUCUUGCAACUUCUACCCUACCACCGGCCUCUCCCUUAACCCCGCCACCAGCCUCUCCCUUAACUCCACCACCAGCUUCACCAAGCCUUCCAUCACCUCCAACUACUUCGACUCUACCACCUGCUUCCACCGUCAUUCCUCCCGCUUCCUCUCCACCUCCUGAAAUUUAUGAUCUCUCACCAUCACAAUCACCAGAAAUGACUCCAACAAUGCCUCCUCCAGCGCUGCGUACCUCAACAAUGACCAGUGCUACAUCUCCUGCAAUUACCCCUUCUAUAGAUGGUUUUAUGAAAACACCUCUCCCAUCAUCAGCUAGCGAAGAAAGUUUGCAAAGCAGUCUCACAAUGGGCAUCAGCCUGGUUAUCAUGACGAUACUUCUUGCUAACUAA
Messenger RNA from Populus euphratica (Euphrates poplar), 802 nucleotides. Its product is annotated as uclacyanin-2-like. NCBI's taxonomy places the organism in Eukaryota, Viridiplantae, Streptophyta, Magnoliopsida, Malpighiales, Salicaceae. The coding region runs from base 62 to 802 and encodes 246 amino acids. Gene Ontology annotation, cellular component: plasma membrane. The transcript has 2 exons. The record is from RefSeq and is a predicted model, not a curated record. Gene Ontology annotation, molecular function: electron transfer activity.